Messenger RNA from Lucilia cuprina (Australian sheep blowfly), 1747 nucleotides. RefSeq lists its product as uncharacterized. The record is from RefSeq and is a predicted model, not a curated record. NCBI's taxonomy places the organism in Eukaryota, Metazoa, Arthropoda, Insecta, Diptera, Calliphoridae. The transcript is spliced from 3 exons. Bases 256 to 1239 code for a protein of 327 amino acids.
UGCAGAGGUUGUACUACAGAGCGGCAAAUGAAGGAAAAAAUUAACUGAACGACAGACAAUAGACUGAGUGACUAAAUGACUCUAUGACUCUGGCUGUUUGGCUGCUUAAUAAUUAAACGAAAUAAAUAUUUUUGUCAAAUACAUUUUAUUUAAAUAUUUUUGUAUUCAGUUGUAUUUGAACGUUGAGUGCUGAAAGACGUCUUAUUAAAGUUAAAUAAUUAAGAAAAAAGAAAAAAAUAUAUAUAAAUAUUAAAAAUGGCUGAUAAUAAUGAUUCAAAAUUCGGUUUCAAAAAUAAAGAAAAGGCCGAGGAAACCUUAGUCCUGUUGGAAAGUCAUGAUAUGCAAUAUCGUAAAUUGACUGUGCGUGGUUUAUUGGGCAGAGCCAAGAGAGUUUUAACAAUGACCAAAGCCGAAGAUAAAGUUAAAAAUAUCAAUGAUGCUAUAGAAGUAUUUGAGAAUUGGUUAGCCGAGAAUGGUGGUGGUGCCGCCAAUAAAAAUGCCAAAACCGAUAAUGAAGAUAAAGUAGAAACUGUACCUGGUUUGGGUUUCAAGGAUAAGGAAUCGGCAGAGAAAACACUCAAAAUUCUAGAAGACCGUGAUCCUGAAUAUCAGAAACUUGCUGUCAAAGGUCUAAUUGGCAGCUCAAAACGUGUACUUUCCGGUACUAAAAAUGAAGAAAAGAUUCAAUCCAUCAAAGAAGGUGUUAAAAUACUAGAAGAUUUCCUUGAGAAAUUCGAAACGGAAAAUCUCAUCAAAAACAAUAGAGCCUAUUUGGCUUACAAUGUUAUAGAACAAUUACCCCAGCCGGAAGAUGCUUUACAGGCAGAAUUCCUUAAAGCCUAUGGUGGUCCUAAGGCUAAGGGUAAUUACAAACAUUUGCGCACCAUGUUCCCUGCCGAUGAUGACUCCACUUCGUGGGAUAUUAUACGUAAUAGAAAUAUUGCCAAAUUAUUAGCAAAACUUAAGGAAGAAGAUGCUAAGCUGUUCGAUGAUACUGGUAAACCCUCCGAAAUACACAUGCAAUUGAUACACUGGGCCUACAGUCCACAACCGGAAAAGGUUAAGAGCUAUGUGGGAACAUUGAAAAAAGAUACUCCACCACCAGAACCCAAAAAGGCAGAAAAACGUAAAUGUGAAGAAUCAGCUUCAUCUGGUUCCGGUUCGGCCUCGGCUUCGGAAGGUAGUGAGAAGGAAGAAGAGAAUGGUGAAUCUCCUGAAAAGAAGGCUAAGACUUCUUAAAUGUAAUUAAUGUAUUUUGCGUUCCAUACCAAGCCAUUUACUAUAGUAGUACUUACAAAUAAAUAGUUUUAAUUUAAAAAGAAAUUUAAGUUAAAAGGGUAUUAUCACAAAAGAUUUAGUAAUAAAUCAAAUGGUCUUUACAUUCACUCAACAAAGUGCAUAAAUCUUUAGCAUUGUAAAACACCUAUGUAGAAUUUUAUUUGUGUCGGGUGUUUAAACAAAAAGAAAAUUUGUUAUAAUAAAAUUCAGUUAAGGUAUCCAAGUACUAAAGCUUUGCUGAAAUAAAAGUUAGAAAACUAAAAGCUUUAAGUCCUUAAUAUCUUGAAUUAAAAUGUAUUUGUAUCUCAUAUGUAUAUUGUUCAAUUAUAUUUUUUAUGAAUAUUGUUUUAUUAACUACUUAUGAGUGUGUUUACUUACAUACAUAUGUAUAAUAAAUAUAUACAAUAAUACAUUUUCUACAUUUACAAAUACAACACUAUUACAAAUUGUUAUCAUAUCAAUCAAUUAA